AUGGCUAUCUUCAAGUUGGCUAAGACCAUGCUCACGCCUUCCGGCAUGUUUCAUUUCCUUCCUUAUCUGCUGAUCGUCCCGAUCAUCGUCUUCGAGACACUGUCCCUGACGGGAUGCGUCUCGACGUCGCCUGCGAUUCCCAACAUCUACAUUGUCUCGCUGCGGCCGAACAACAACGCCACCGGGACCGCCACGCCCCAGGUCCGCGUCGGCUACUUCGGAAUCUGCGGCAUCAGCGAAUCCGGCACACGGUGCCAGUCGGCCUCGGGCCAGUCCGUCGACACGCUCGUGGCCAACCUCUUCCUCAACGGGACCUCUCCCUCUAACAACACCACCACCACCACCCGCGACACCCCCACCACCCGCGACAACACCACCCCGGACACGACCGAAAUCACCGACCUAGUCUCCACAGCCCUGGACCUGCAAUCGCGCAUCUUCAUCUCCGUCCUGGCCGGCGCAGCAGUGCUCUUCGUGCUCGGGGUGGCCGCGCUGUUCUUCCUGCGCCGCGACGUGCGCAGCACGGCCGCCUCCUGGGAGGGGCAGCCGCUGCACCCGCGCCGGUCCGCCACCAUCCGCCGCGCGACCUACGGCCUGCUGUGCGGGUCGGCCGCGCUCGCGUUCGCCGCCGGCCUCGCCACCACCCAGGCCGCCGGCGCGCUUGAGUAUGCGACCGCGGGGAUGAGCCAUGCGACUGUGCUGAUCCAUGCUGGGAAGACCAUGCAGGUGCUGCAGUGGAUUGCGUUCGGGUUUGAGGUGCUCUUUGUCGCGGCUGUGCCGUUCCUCGUGAGGGAGCGCGCGGCGGCCGCGGAGGGCGAGUUUAAGGGCGAGGCUUGA
Messenger RNA from Thermothielavioides terrestris NRRL 8126, 837 nucleotides. RefSeq lists its product as uncharacterized. The record is from RefSeq and is a predicted model, not a curated record. The transcript is spliced from 4 exons. Gene Ontology annotation, biological process: conjugation with cellular fusion. Lineage: Eukaryota; Fungi; Ascomycota; Sordariomycetes; Sordariales; Chaetomiaceae. Gene Ontology annotation, cellular component: membrane; mating projection tip. The coding region runs from base 1 to 837 and encodes 278 amino acids.